Anoplophora glabripennis (Asian longhorned beetle) is the source of this 3186-nucleotide messenger RNA. It is a transcript of the gene Dmtn, whose product is annotated as transmembrane and coiled-coil domains protein 2. Lineage: Eukaryota; Metazoa; Arthropoda; Insecta; Coleoptera; Cerambycidae. The coding region runs from base 282 to 2042 and encodes 586 amino acids. The record is from RefSeq and is a predicted model, not a curated record. Gene Ontology annotation, cellular component: endomembrane system. The transcript is spliced from 12 exons.
UGUUUAGUUCGAUGUUGGACGUGUAGGAAUAUGUUCGCGGUAUCGUGUAUUUGUUCACUUGCGUCAGUUGUAAAUUUUAGAGUGAUUGUUGGAUGGUUCGCGAUCGCGAUGCAGUUAAGGACGUAACUGGAAUCCAGUAGAAUCGAAUUUUGUACAUAGUUUUCUGCAUUAAAAUGAACCAAGUGUGCAGUGUUACGUGAUAGUUUGAUUGAUUGUGUUACGAGUAAUUUUCUUUAAGAACUGAAUCUUCUUAUUUGAUGAAAUAAGGUUCUGUUUGUGAUAUGGAAACCAAUUGGAAUAUAACGAUGAAAACUAUUGUUGAACAUGAUAUACUAGAAUUAGGUGCGAUGGAUAGCUUGCACGUAACCUCUCAGCAAACUGGAAGCAAAACCUCGAGUAGAAGCACCUCGCCCUGUCGGCCUCGGGAACACCAUCCAUACCAUCCACACCACACCAAAACACUCAGUCAUGGCUCUGCCGAAAGUGCAAAAUCUCAAGAUGGUGGAACAGCGUACACACACAAAGCUUCUCGUCACAGAUCACCAACUACUAGUCUAAACCGUACAGCAGACAUGGAUGAUUCUACGCAGUCCAGCAAUCUUGACGACACAGGGCCCCCUGUAGAGGGUGAUACGUCUGAUCUCUACUACCCUUCAUCGUUCUUGUCCAAUGGCAGCUCGGAACUCAAACAGGACGAUGAGGCGGAUGGUAUGGAUCCCAAGACUAAUGCUGUUCUUGAACAUUUAGGAAAUAAAAUCGUUAGGGUUAGGGAUCUAAUAAGGACUGAACAAAAACUUAGAGAUGAUAAUGUAAACGAGUACCUUAAAUUGGCAGCUAAUGCAGACAAGCAACAAGUCCAAAGAAUAAAAGCCGUUUUUGAAAAGAAAAAUCAAAAGAGUGCACAAAUCAUAUCUCAGUUACAAAAAAAGUUAGAUAUUUAUCAAAAACGUGUGCAUGAAUUAGAAACUCACGGCGUUGUUCAGAGUCACAGACCAAGGGAGGUAUUAAGGGAUAUGGGCCAGGGAUUGAAAAACGUUGGAGGUAAUAUUCGAGAUGGUAUCAGUUAUGUGGGAGGGUCUGUUAUGUCGAAACCUAGGGAAUUCGCACAUUUAAUCAAAAAUAAAUUUGGUAGCGCUGAUAAUAUUAGUCAACUUUCAAGUGGUGUAUUGGUUCCAUUUGCUAUCCGUAAUUUAAAUAGUAGCCCAAGGCCCGGUGCAACUGGAUCUGAGGGAAGCGGCGCUAAUGGCGGCAGCGAGCAGGGCGACAAGGUGCACCACGGAUCGGCGACGUUGCCGGCUACCUUGCACAUAGCCACGUCGCAGGGUUCAAUGGGUCAGGCACACCAACGAACGAAAUUCCCCAGCGAUGAGGGAAGCGAGUGCAGUAGCGUUACUAGCGACAGUAUCGGGAGGUAUGGAAGGCCAGAGGAAAGCUGCCACCAGGAUACCUUUUUAGACAUGAACAAGAAAAUAAGAACUGUCCAGGAACAAAUAGAUACUUUUAGAGAAAAUUUUGAUAACGUCAAGACCCUGCAGGCCGAAAUUCAGUUUUUAAAUGCGGCAUUGCAAGAAGAAAGAUUUAGAAGUGAACGACUGGAGGAGCAGAUUAACGACCUGACGGAGCUGCAUCAGAACGAAGUGGAGAAUCUGAAGCAGGCCAUGGCAGAUAUGGAAGAAAAAGUGCAAUACCAGAGCGAGGAGAGACUCAGGGAUAUACACGAAAUGCUGGAACAUUGUCAAACCAAAAUUCAAAAAAUGGAGCAUCAGGCUCUUCAGCAACAACAGUACGUUACCCUUGAGGGACUGGACAACUCAAACGCGAGGGCCCUCGUUGUUAAACUCAUCAACGUUCUGCUCACUGUGCUCCAAGUUAUUUUGUUGUUAGUAGCUACAGGGGCAGGCAUCAUAAUGCCUUUUCUUCGUACAAGGAGUCACGAAAGAUCAGUUACUGUAACAGAAAUCGUGGAUGGAACCGUUGGAAAGUACUCGCUAAGCGCCUCCAUAAGGUCGCCAUUUUUAGCAAGGACCGUUACCAAAACGUGAUAGGUUAAGAAUCCUCUCGACGGUGGUCUUAGUGAUAGCAAUAGCUUUUAUAUUAAGACAGUGGCCUGAAGUACAAGACAUCGGUUCACACGUCAUGAAACGCCUCAAAGAUAUGUUAGAUCCAGUCCAAUAGCAUUUACCUUAUCCCUUUAGCAAAUAAACUCUCUAGUUUGCAAAUUUUAAUGUUUGUGAACAAAAUAAAAAAAAUAUUAAGUAGGGACGGAUUUUAUUACGCCAAAUAUUAUCAAAAAUAUGAGUCGGAAUAUAUUAAAACUGCUUAAUGUGAAUGUUCCAUAAUUUUGGAUGCGUGUAAAUUUAUUUUAACGAAAAUUUUUCUGGAUUUAACGGGGCCAAAUUAGUUUUCAGAAGUUGUGCGUGUUCACAAAUGUAAACUUUGUAAACAAUGCUUGACUGAAAGGUCAGUGGAUUGUGAUUUUAAUUGAAUCUUGUAGGUAUAUUAAAUAAGUAUCCCAUUUUAACGUAGAUCUAGUGCAAACAUCGUGCACUAUUCUCGUUAUUUUAAUUUACAGUUCAAAAUGUAUCAGUUAUCGGAAUUUUCUUCUAGUUUAUUUUAUUACUGCAUUAUUAUUUUUUUUGUAUUUGUACAAAUGUGAUUGACAAUAUUUAUGUACGUAGAUUCAUAGUAAUUAAUUUUAUUUAUUGUGUAAUUUUUUUUAAAUAAAUUUGUCUUAAUAAAUUUACGUAAGUUUAUUGCGGUUUUUGAAGUUUUUUUUAAUUCGUUUGUCAUUUCUUGUGUCAAUUGCCCGCCUGUCAAUUUACAGUAUAAAAAUCUAAUUUAUUUGUUGCGUUUGUACAGUAUUUAAAUAUAGGUUACGUUGGUAAGUAAUUUACGAUUUUAUUUUUUUUAUUUCGAUGAAAGCUGAGCCCAUGGUGGAUUUAAGGAAGCUCAAAAUUUUUUGUUUAGAUUGGAUUUGUAUUACUGUAUAUAUAUUUUUAAAUUUUAACCAGUAUCCAUAAAGUGAUGUACAUUUUUAUCAAAAAACAUCUAGUUUAGAAAUAUUUAUUCCAGUUUGAUACUUGUAGACGUUUAAAACAUGAAGAGAAUGUUUAACAUAAACUGUUGAAUCAAACCAACUUAACUAAUUAAUUGUUCACACAAAUAUAGUUAUUGAUAAAUAGAAAA